Molecule: messenger RNA, 5765 nt
Organism: Castor canadensis (American beaver)
Lineage: Eukaryota; Metazoa; Chordata; Mammalia; Rodentia; Castoridae
Source: RefSeq, a predicted model, not a curated record
GGCGUAGUUACUGCCUGGCCUUCUGCAGGCCCCUGCUGUGAGUACUGGGUUGGGGGGAGUGGACACACGGAGGUGAGGAAGGCUACCCUGGCACAGGGCCACACGACCUCAAUAAGCAUUAUAGUUGGGCUGGGGUGCAGCUCAGUGGCAGAGAACUUGCCUGGCAUACAUGAGGUCCUGGGUUCAAACGCUAGUACCACAAAGCAAACACAAAAACACCCUCAUGGCUCAUAGAAUGGGAAUUGGGAGGAAACAUUAGCUCGUGAAUAGAGCAGUGGGAGGAGUGAGAUUUGAGGUGCUUCAGCUUGUGGUGUACCACUGUGAACCUGGAUAGCUCUGGGUUAGUUCUAUUUGCCCGUAGAAGAGGGACAGGGUGCCCAGACUGGCUGGGUUUGGGGAAGUGUCAGGCCUCUGGAGACUGCUCCAUAUCCUGUUUGGAGCCAGCCGCAGGGCAGAGGUAGGGGAGAACACCCAGGUGUCCUUUGGCUGGGGGUCCAUGGUAACUGCUGAACCUGCAGGGUGAGGCUUGUGCACUGGGAGGCUUCCUGGAAGAGGUUGACCUUGUAGGCUGGGGAGGACCUGGGCAUUGGAGGGGUAGGCUGGGCAGAGGUGGCUGUGGUGAGAGGCGCGUGGGGCAGUAGGCUGCCCUUUGCGAUGGGAGUGUGGGUAUGGGCCAUGAGGCUGAGUACCUGGUGGAGCUGACCCCUGGAUGCCCUUUCUUGUGGUAGGGAGCCAUAGAAGGUGGUAGAGGGGCACAGUGGCCAGACAAGAACUGCACUUUUUGAAAGUAAUCUAGGGACGGUAAGGAAUAGGGCAGGGCUACUCCCCCGCCUGGGCAGCCCUGUCCACUGCUUUGUCCUUUGGCACAGAUUCUAGUCAUUUAACCAAGAUCCUCCUCCACUGCUUCACCUGCAAAAUGGGAUGUGACAAGGGCUGGGACCAGCGCUGGCGCCAACCUCUAGUGGCCAUGAAGUAGCCGCUUGCCCUGAACUCGCAACUGAUGUCUCCACACUGCAGCUCUACUCUGAGGACCCUUGGAAAGUCAGAACCCAGUCUCGCCCAGCCCUUGCUGGCUAACCAGUCUCAGAAUUAGAAUCAUCCCUUCCCCAUGCUGCUGCGUCCUCCAUCCUCUUCAGGUCCAUCCCAGAGCCCACAGGUUCCUGCCAGUCCCCUGGCUCACAAGAGUUUCCAGGCCCUACCUGGUGAGUUACUUGGAGACCGAAGGAGGAUGAGAGAGAAGACUAGAGGCCUCUGUAAUGUUGCCACCUCUGUGUCCACUCCUUAUCCUGGCCCUAAGCCUGAGGCUGGUCAGAACACUCAACUCCAAUGAUCCCAACACCUGCACCUUCUGGGAAAGCUUCACCACCACCACUAAGGAGUCCCACUCCCGCCCCUUCAGCCUGCUCCCCACAGAGCCCUGUGACAGGCCCUGGGAGGGCCCCCACACCUGUCCCCAGCCCACGGUUGUCUACCGGACUGUGUACCGCCAGGUGGUGAAGACAGACUACCGCCCACGCCUUCAGUGCUGUCAGGGCUUCUACGACAGCAGUGGGACCUGUGUCCCGCUCUGUGCCCGGGAGUGUGUCCAUGGCCGCUGCGUGGCGCCCAAUCAAUGCCAGUGUGUGCCAGGCUGGCGGGGUGAUGAUUGCUCCAGUGAGUGUGCUCCAGGAGUAUGGGGGCUACAAUGUGACAAGCCCUGCCACUGUGGCAACAACAGCUCCUGUGAUCCUAAGAGUGGGGAGUGUUCUUGCCCCUCUGGCCUGCAGCCCCCAAACUGCCUUCAGGCCUGCCCCCCUGGCCACUAUGGACCUGCCUGCCAGUUCAGCUGCCAGUGCCAUGGGGCACCCUGUGAUCCCCAGACUGGAGCCUGCAUCUGUCCCCCAGAAAGAACAGGUCCCAGCUGUGAUGUGUCCUGUCCACAGGGCACUGCUGGCUUCUUCUGCCCCAGCACCUAUCCUUGCCAAAACGGGGGUAUCUUCCAGGCCUCCCAAGGCUCCUGCAGCUGCCCACCCGGCUGGAUGGGCGCCAUCUGUUCUCUGCCCUGCCAAGAAGGCUUCCAUGGACCCAACUGCUCCCAAGAAUGUCACUGCCACAAUGGUGGCCUCUGCGACAGAUUCACUGGGCAGUGCCACUGCGCUCCGGGCUACACGGGUAAUCGGUGCCGUGAGGAGUGUCCGGUGGGCCGCUUUGGGCAAGACUGUGCGCAGAAGUGCGACUGCGUCCCUGGCGCCCGCUGCUUCCCGGCCAACGGCGCGUGCCUGUGCGAACACGGCUUCACCGGGGACCGCUGCUCGGAGCGCCUCUGCCCGGAGGGCCUCUAUGGCUUUACCUGCCAGAUGUCCUGCACCUGCGACCCGGAACACAGUCUCAGCUGCCACCCGAUGAACGGUGAGUGCUCGUGCCGACCGGGCUGGGCUGGCCUCCACUGCAACGAGAGUUGCCCACAGGACACGCACGGGCCCGGCUGCCAGGAGCACUGUCUCUGCCUCCACGGCGGCGUCUGCCUGGCCGACAGCGGCCUCUGCCGGUGCGCGCCCGGCUACACGGGACCCCACUGCGCUAGCCUUUGUCCCCCAAACACCUAUGGGGUCAACUGCUCCUACAACUGCGCAUGCGAAAAUGCCAUUGCCUGCUCCCCCAUCGACGGCACGUGUGUCUGCAAGGAAGGUUGGCAGCGUGGUAACUGCUCUGUGCCCUGUCUACCUGGAACCUGGGGCUUCGGUUGCAAUGCCAGCUGCCAGUGUGCCCACAAUGGAGUCUGUAGUCCCCAAACUGGAGCCUGUACCUGCACCCCUGGGUGGCAGGGGGCCUACUGCCAGCUGCCCUGCCCAAAGGGGCAGUUUGGCAAAGGUUGUAUGAGUCGCUGUGACUGUGACCACUCUGAUGGCUGCGACCCUGUUCAUGGACACUGCCAAUGCCAGGCUGGGUGGAUGGGCACCCGCUGCCACCUGCCCUGUCCUGAGGGCUUCUGGGGAGCCAACUGCACCAACACCUGCACCUGUAAGAAUGGGGGCACCUGCAUCCCCGAGAAUGGCAACUGUGUGUGUGCACCUGGGUUCCGAGGCCCCUCCUGCCAGAGGCCUUGCCAGGCUGGCCGCUAUGGCAAACGCUGUAUGCCCUGCAAGUGCAACAACUACUCCUCCUGCCACCCAUCAAAUGGGACCUGCUACUGUUUGGCCGGCUGGACAGGCCCUGACUGCUCCCAGUCAUGCCCCCCAGGCCACUGGGGAGCCAACUGUGCCCAGCCCUGCCUGUGUCACCAUGGUGGGACCUGCUACCCUCAGGAUGGAAACUGUAUCUGCACUCCAGGCUGGACUGGACCCCACUGCUUGGAAGGCUGCCCACCAGAGAUGUUUGGUGCCAACUGUUCUCAAGCAUGCCAGUGCGGUCCAGGAGAGAGGUGCCACCCAGAGACAGGGGUCUGUGUGUGUCCCCUGGGACAGAGUGGUACAGUCUGCAGGACUGGAAGCCAGGAGCCCUUCACCAUGAUGCCUACCCCUCCUGUGGCCUAUAAUUCACUGGGUGCAGUGAUUGGCAUUGCAGUUCUGGGGUCUCUUGUGGUGGCCCUGGUAGCACUAUUCAUUGGUUACCGCCAUUGGCAAAAGGGCAAGGAGCACCAACAUUUGGCGGUGGCCUACAGCACUGGGAGGCUGGAUGGUUCUGAGUAUGUCAUGCCAGAUGUCCCUCCAAGCUAUAGUCACUACUACUCCAACCCCAGUUACCACACCUUGUCUCAGUGCUCUCCUAAUCCUCCACCCCCCAACAAGGUUCCAGGAAGUCAGCUUUUUGCCAGUCUCCAGGUGCCUGAUCGGCCAGGUGGAGCCCAUGGGCAUGAUAACCAUGCCACCCUGCCUGCUGACUGGAAGCACCGCCGGGAGCCCCCUCCUGGGCCUCUGGACAGGGGUGGCAGCCGCCUGGACCGAAGCUACAGCUAUAACUACAGCCACACUAAUGGCCCAGGCCCAUUCUAUAAUAAAGGACCUGUCUCUGAAGAGGGACUGGGGGCCAGCAUGGCUUCCCUGAGCAGUGAGAACCCCUAUGCCACCAUCCGGGACCUGCCCAGCCUGCCAGGUGGCCUCCGGGAGAGCAGCUAUGUGGAGAUGAAAGGCCCUCCCUCAGGAUCUCCCCCGAGACAGCCUCUACAGCUUCGGGUUGGCUUAAGACAGCAGCACCGCCAGUCACAGAGAGACAGUGGCACCUAUGAGCAGCCUAAUCCUCUGACCCAUGAUCGAGACUCUGUGGGCUCUCAGCCCUCUUUUUCUCCAGGCCUGCCCCCUGGCCACUACGACUCACCAAAGAACAGCCACAUCCCUGGACACUAUGACCUGCCUCCAGUACGGCAUCCGCCAUCACCCCCACUUUGGCGCCAGGACCGUUGAGGAGCCAGGAUAGUAUGCCAGCAUACCUGGCCUUUGCUGCCUGAGGCUGCAGACAGAGCCUUGUGUCUCCAGCCAGGAGCAGGGAGUGGAUUGGCAGGCCAUGAAUUCGAAAAUAUCAAUGAAGGAAGUGAAUGAAGAGAGGGGAGCCUUGCUCCCAGGUUCCAUUAGGGGAGGUGCUGUAAUUGGAUCUCUUUUCACAACCCAUUGCUCCCCAAGGCCCCCAGGGCCCCAUGUGCAUAAGCUGGUAUUUUGAAUGUUGCUGGAUAACUGAUUUCAGAUUGAUUUUUAAAAUGUGUAUUGGGUACCUUUUCUGUGCAUGCCCAGGCCCUGUGUGCCUGCGUGCAUGCAUGCAUGCGUGUGUGUGUGUGUGUGUGUGUGUGUGUGUGUGUGUAAUGUGUCUGUCUGUCUGGUUUCAGAGGGGGUACCAGGCACAGGUCCUGCCCUCAGGCACUUACCAUGUAGCCAGGAAGCAGCCCACUUAUCUCUAAUGGUAGCCCCCUCACUGGCCUCCUGACAUUUACUUGGUAACUUCUGAUCCUGCUACUCAAAAUACAGGUGGGCAGGUGGGCUUGGCUGCUCCCUGCCCACAAGUCUUCAGUGCUUUCUGGGUGCUCCUUUGAUCUGGGGCCAGUCAAAACUUUCAAAGACUUCAAAAGCCCUGUUGUUUGGUUCACUGUCUCUCUAACCUCACCUUAGGUGUGGGACACCUGUCACUACACUUGUCACUCUGGCCUCUAGGUGCUGUCGUCUGCCACUCUUCUUCCACAUCUACAGUGUGUGUUCUUCUCCAGUCACCUGCUGACUCCUGCUUGUCCUUCACUCCUUUCCUCAGGGAAGCACCGUGCUCUGUGUCCCUCUCCAUAGCACAGAUGGCAGCUGUGUUCGUUCUCCAGGAACCUGCAGAAGGCCUGCUGGUUGCCAGGCACUGCACUUACUUGUUGUUAGGUUAAUCUCUGCCUCCCCACUAGACUGUAAGUUCCCUGAAGGCGGGACUCAUGUUUAUGCUAUUGGUUCCCUUGGCACAUGGUAGGCACUCAAUAAAUAUUCCCCAAAAGACUGAGUGACUGAGUGAAUUAAAGUACCAGUGACAAGACACAUGGGCCAAUUGUGUGCUCUCCAAGUGAACAGACUGCCUAGGUCCUGAAGCUUCCUCAAAGAUGGCCUUUUCUAGGGGAAUUGCACAAAGGCUGAAGGUGCUGGAGCAGAUGGCUGCGCAGGCUGGAGGCAGAAAGUACACUCAAAGGGGACCAGCAGGGUAGAGCCAUCCGUUUAGAAAAGUCUUCAGGUGAGAACUUUGAAUUAGGGUUUUUUGGUGCUGGGGUUUGAACUCGAGGCCUCACAAUUGCUAAGCAGGCACUCUAUCGCUUGAGUCACUCUGCCAGACCA